AUGUUUGGCCAGCAGGAGGGACUCAUGAAUGCUGUGCAUGCAAGUGAAAUUUUAACGACUUCACUUGACGCCUCAACCAAGCAAAACAAGAUUUCAUGCUGUGAGAACGAUCAAGACAAGCUGUCUGUGUGCCUCCGGGAAGAACUACUUCGCCGCGACAACGACAGCGACAACGACGACGACGACGACGACGACGACGACGACGACGACGACGACGACGACAAUAACAACAACAAUAUAAGAACUGGCAUCCUUGGAAACUUGCUUGGUCACGACCUUCUAAAGAGUCCGGUUAUAGUGCUUCAAGACUAUCCAACCAUCAUUAGCCAGCUUGGAUGA
Messenger RNA from Metarhizium album ARSEF 1941, 339 nucleotides. RefSeq lists its product as uncharacterized. The transcript is spliced from 2 exons. Lineage: Eukaryota; Fungi; Ascomycota; Sordariomycetes; Hypocreales; Clavicipitaceae. The coding region runs from base 1 to 339 and encodes 112 amino acids. The record is from RefSeq and is a predicted model, not a curated record.